UGGUCUUUGAUUACGCAAAACAUAAUGGCGCUGCCCACGUAGUUACGAAGUGCUCCUCUCUGUUGAGUACAUUUGUAUUUUAUCCACAUUUAAGAGAAAUGUUUGACAUAUUGAAAAAAAAAAGACGAGUCAGAUAACUUUCCGGAACCCUCAGGUUCUUAAUAUUAUCAAAUUGAGAUAAAGCAAUUGCUGUUUAGGUCAUAACACAGCGCUAUGUCUGGGUCAAAUGUUUGGCAUCGCAGCCGGGAGAAAUUGAGACGUUUUCCAGAAUUCUUUGCACAAUGUGCGGAAGAGGCAGCAGCUUAUGGCAAAUGUGUGGCAGCUACCACAGUAAGCAAGCAGGAAUUGAAGAAGGACCAUUGUGCGAAAGAAUUUGCUGCCCUGAAAACGUGCUUUUCAAAUGCUGCCAAGAAAAACUGCAAAUGAGCAGGAAAUCCCUAUUGGAUGCAAUUGGAGAAAUCAACUGAGAGAUGAACAAUGCUGCGAAAUCACGUCUGACAAGGAACGUACUGAAUGUAGGUGUCAUAAUAUACUCAAAAAGGACGGCUUAUCAUGUGCCAUGAAUGGAAAAACUCAAACAUUUCUAAAACAAUCUUAAUAAACUGAUCGAGUGGUGCGCACAGCUGCCUCACAGUUCUGGGUUCGAAUCUCAUUCUAUGCGGUUUAAACUGCCUGAGAGAACGACUUGCAACGGUGUGAUGGAGCCUUUAUUAUCAUCCGAGUGCACAUUAAAACAUUGUCGAUAGAAAAAUAGUCAGAAAAUAACCUCUGUACAAAAGCGAGACGUGCUGACAAAAUGGUUUGCACUCCAUUUUUUGAUACAAUACUGAUGCCUGUUCAAUAUAUAACAGUAAUUCUACAGCAAAAAUACCUGACAUGACCAUUGCUGCACAUGGGUACAAAAGGCAUGGAAAUCAAAGGGAAAAUAGAGGCUCUUCAGUCAUGACUGAAGCGUCACUAAACAGUUAAAAAAAAA
Molecule: messenger RNA, 976 nt
Organism: Hippocampus comes (tiger tail seahorse)
Lineage: Eukaryota; Metazoa; Chordata; Actinopteri; Syngnathiformes; Syngnathidae
Gene: ndufaf8
Product: NADH:ubiquinone oxidoreductase complex assembly factor 8
Exons: 3
Coding region: 214-426 (70 amino acids)
Biological process (GO): mitochondrial respiratory chain complex I assembly
Cellular component (GO): mitochondrion
Source: RefSeq, a predicted model, not a curated record